GUGUGUUUCGACGUUACCAUUUAAAAGCGUUUCCGUACAAGUUUUGCGCGCAAUAUCAUUAUGCACUGAGUUGUAUGUCGAAUAUAUCACAUGUUUAUGAUUAUCGGCUUUUCGAAAAUUAUCGGCUUUCUCGCAAAAGUCAAACGAAUCGUGUAUCGAAUAAAAGUAACUGUAAAAGCUUCACUCUAUGUGUGAAAACAUCUUAUUGUUAAUAAUAAUCGCAAACGACAAGACUCAACAUGGAUUGAGUAAUCGAAUAAUCAAUUAUACGUUAAUGCGAAAUAUAUUCAUUAAAGUACAUGAUCGCAGUUAUUAGACUUAUAUAUCCGUUAAUAAUACGUACAUGUUGCGACUUUACGAGAGACUAUAUAUUUUUACGAUAUUGUAUCUACAAUAAAAUGAUUAAUUUAAUGAUUCCUACAUAUCACGACAAGAUUAUAAACUCCGACUACAAACUCUGAAAUCAGAACUCGACUCGAUGGCAUGUAUUCUUUUCGUAAACAAUAAUUGCGCGUAAAACAUAGCUGUUUAUCGAACCAAAAAGACGCUAUUUUUUAUCAAGAACAAAUCAAACUAUAUCUUUUAUACACGAUUAUUUUAUGUUAACAACAUAUAUCGACUUGGCGAUAUGAAAAAUUGUUGCGUUUGGGAAAUUUUUUUAUUUGAUCGUUGAGAAAAAUGAUAAAAAAACAAUCAAAUUAUAAUUGUCCACAAGCAUUCGAGUUUCCUUCCUUCGACCAAUCGUCGUAAAGCAAUUUUACGCAAGUGCGUGCGCCCUACGAAAACUCGUAAGCUUCCUGUGGAAGGAUGAAUGGGGAUCAAAUCAGUCGGCAGCGCGAGGGCUGCUCGGACAUUCGUGCGAGCUUUUUCGUCGCGCUUGAGAGUACGUUGCCGUAUACUAGAUUUUUUAAUUCUCGUGUUUAGAAAGUACUUUUUUUGUCUUAUUCACAAUAUGAAUCGCAAACGCGUGAGCUUCAGGCAGUGAUCGAGAUUUUUCUCGUUUUUCUGGUCGGCUUUACUAAAUGGUAUAGAGAUAUUUCAAUCGUUUUUAAUUUUUCGACAAGUUAUAAGAUGUAUUCUCUUUUAUCUCGAAACAACAAAGCGGUUUAUUUACGUUAAUGUGAAAUCGAGGCACGUCAAGUCGAACAUUUAGUUCCGGAGUGCUUAUUGAUUUUUUUAGUUACUACAAUAAUGAUCAAUGACGAUUGCCGUUAUCGUACUAUAGUCGGUAAGUAAAAAGUAUCAAGUUUCGUCGUUUGUCUGUAAAAAAAGAAUCGUCGAAAUAAUAUCAAAUUAGAAAUUAUAUUAAUUUGUUACUUAUAAUUUAAUCGCGUCACGAAAUUGAGUUAAAGAGAUAUCAAAGAGGGAUAUAACUACGAAAAUAAAACGCAAAUAAUGCAGAUUUAAAGAGGAAUGAAUGUGAUCUUGAGCAAAAGCGUAAACGGCAAAUAUGGACAUCCGGUUUCGUGAAUCAUCACUUAUAUUCUUGAGAAACACGUACGUAAAAAGUUUGGAAAUAUAUUCGAGGAUGUUUUGCUAUCCUUGAAAUCAAUGAAUAAACUGCUAUAAUAUUUGAGUUUUAAUUAACAAAUCUUAGAUAAUUAAAAGUAAGAGAAUACGUGGUGAUUUCAGAAAGAAUUUUUCAAGUAAUAAAAGAUAUUUAAAAUUUUAAUUGCUAAUCGAGUACGACCGUGAACCGAUGCGAGGAUGCUAUUUUAUUACACGGUAAUUUCUAUUUACACGAACCAAUUCGAAUGUUCAAAAAUCUUAAGCAAUGUAUCUUAUCAGACGUUGCUCAUUUUGAUUUUCUACAUUUUAAUUAUUCCUAGAACUAGUUGUCAAAAGAGAAAUGAAAGAAAGAAGACAAUCUUGAUUUAAAGUUAAAUCUUUUUGAGCAACCGUUUUGGAUAAUCGCGCGGAGAGAUUAAAAUGGAUCGCUCACGAUAUUGCGACAGGUUUGAAAAGGAAUGGUAUUCAUUGAACGCGAUGACAAUUCGUACGGCACGGGAUAACGAUCCGCUUUUCGUUUCUUUCCGCGAUGCGGGGUGGUGUACGUAGAGGGCUUUGCUCCUCCAAAUCAACUAUUCGGAGAAAAGAACGUCUACUCGAGCAUCGGAUAAACGUAAAACUCGUUUCCGAAUGUGACAUUACUGUCAUUAAUCGCACGUGCUCCGCUUUCAUUCACGCCAACUCCCACUCCCGUGAAUAACACGGUACAAGCGUUUACAUUCACGUCGCGGUUGGUCGGUACCAAUGGGCCGACGAGACCGUCGCCGUUCCUAUUGGCCGUCGCUUACUCCUGACGUACUAUACGAGAGAACGAGAGGAAUGCGAAACGAUCGUGAAGCACUAUGAAUAGAACCGAAGCUCCGCGGGUCAAGACAUAUGAAACGGUGCGUCUCUCGGGCUCGGGUAGUUCCGACAAGGAGUUUGCCUGGUUUCGACACCGUCUCGCAAUAUGGCCGUAUCGCCGUACACACAACCCUCAUUCUCGGAGCAUCGUGCCCGUACGUCACAUGUCAAUCGUACGCUGCUCACACUAUUGUCCUAUGUGCUGCUGACAAAAGAUGGUACAAGUGUUUCCUUGACUCAUCGUCAUGCAAAUGAUAUUAAUUAUUAUGAUGCAACAAUCAGCCAUAGCGAUAAUAUAAAUCCUCUGGAAAAGUUUUAUCUAAUCACUGAACAAAAGUGGCAUAAGGAUACACUAGUGCCAAUCUCCUUAUCGCCCUCGUCGAAGGGAAUGCCUACGAGAUCCCAUCACAGAAUCCGGCAGUCCGUGACAGGACUGGAUGAUGCUGGAAUGGAUCUCCAAGUGGCCCAACUCAGUAGUCAGACAGACAAGGAAGUACAUUCCAGGACGACUUUAUCAUGGCUAGAUUGGCAUUUGCCUUACUUUGUAGCGCUUUGUGCAAUCGCUGGCACUAUUCUUUUCACAUUCCUAAUCUUGUUAUGGCUACGAAAACAAAUGUCGCGUGAAAAAGAUAACGAAAAUGGCGAUCGGCACGGUCUGGUCGAGGAAGGUGCCAUUUGUCAGCCAGACAAAUCAACUAAAGAUACAAAAGAAUCUGUGGAAGCUAAAUGGGUUCACGAAGCAUUCGCCAAGCAAUCUGCACCCAAGUAUCCGGUACGACCAGUUCCUCAGACCUCUUUACCCGAGUCUUUGGCAACACCCGAACGUAAACCGGAAGCGAUACGUAUAAAAGCAAAGGGAUUGUUGGAGAGACGUGGUUCGAGCACAAGUUUAACCAUAGAAUUGGCACCAGCUCCCGAAAGUCCGCCACAUAUGGUUACUCCUACCCGAGAAUGUACAACGGAAGAGUUUUUGCUAAGUGCAGGAAAUGUAUUGUCGAGAGCACAAUUGAAAAAGAUUGUCCAAGGUACGGGAACGUUGCACAAAGAAUUUUGGGAGGUGCCGCUAAAUCUACCGGAAAAAGUGGACAUUUGUGGCUCGGGAGUGAAGAAUCGAUACAGCUCUGUUUUACCCAAUCCACAAACCAGAGUGGUUCUACCAGGUUGCUCCGACGAUCCGCUAGCCGGUUACAUAAACGCCAACUACAUCCGAGGAUACGACGGCGAAAGUGCUAGAUACAUCGCGACACAGGGACCAUUAGCUAACACGAUAGCAGAUUUCUGGGAAAUGAUCUGGGCAGAAAAAGUUCCUGCGAUCGUCAUGAUAACUAGACUGUACGAAGCGUCCAAACCAAAAUGCGAGGCGUAUUUUCCGUUUGACGUGAAUAAUCGCAUACAAGCUGGAUCUUUUACAAUUAUCGUUAACUAUGUCGAUACGAGAAACGGAUAUACCGUCAGAACCAUGGAGAUCCGGCACGAAAGGGAGAGAAGACAUUUGCAGCACUAUUGGUAUGAUUCAUGGCCGGACCAUGCCGUACCUCAAACUGCGGAUGCGCUCGUUAGUAUGGCCGCGGAGGUAAACGCUUUACCAAGACCAGUGGUCGUCCACUGCAGCGCAGGUAUAGGACGAACUGGCUGUUUUAUAGCGAUAGGAAUAGGAAUGAUUCAACUUCUAAGAGACGGAAAUGUCGACGUACUGGGUAUUUUGUGCCAGAUGAGAUACGAUAGAGGAGGAAUGGUACAAACGGCUGAACAAUAUGAAUUUAUUCAUAAAGCACUUAAUCUUUUCGAGCAAACACUAGACAGCAAACCGUCGACUUCGAGCGAUUGAAUGGACAUACCCCGCUACUAUAGGAAUUUCUUUCGCUUAUUCUGUCGUGAAACGAGGCUUUAUUAUUGCCUAAGAGAAUGUCACUUCGCACAGGGCUAUAUGCUUACCGCAAAAGAAAAAGAAAAAAAAAGAAACAAAUUUCUAACGAAUCUCAAUGUUAGCCUGUGAACCGACGCUCUCUCAUCUUUAUCUCAAUAUUCGAACGAGUUAAAACUCGUUUAAUAAGCUGCCAUUUUCUACUGCCAUGACAAAUCGUUGACAAUUGAUAUCAAUCACAGAGCUCAAGAGGUAAAAAAAAGGGUUCACCGUCGGAGUGCAUUUUCUAAGCAGGUGCUUUUUAAAACUGAGGUAUCAUAAAUAGCUUAAUGAAAAGAGUAUUUAUGUUUAUAAUAACGCGCGAUAUAUUAAUCGUGCGGCACGUACGCUUAAAAACCAAGAUUAUAUUAAUUUAUAUAAGUUACAAAUUAGAAAUAAUCUCUAAACACGAAACACGGCGAUAAUGUAUUCGCGAUUCGUAUCAUAAAAUUUAUAUCUAAAGAUCAGAUACUAAACUUGGGAUUUAAUUAUCUACACAUUCCUCGUGCGUUAGGGAAUAGUUGUCAAGUUCUAAUAAAAUUUUAAAUAUACAAAAAUGUGUAGAAACGGUUUCGCGACUAUGCUAAUGUAACUGAUACUAAUACGAUAUUCUUCACUAUUAUCGACGCAUCACGAUGGAGUAGACACAUGACAAAAUUUACUAAACUGUUCCAACGUGUAAGAGAGCUAAAGUUAAGCGCGUAAUUACUUUAACGAUAUAUAAUGUUAAAUGUGAGCUAAAUGUGAAAUUGUAUGCGCGUGUGUGUAUAUACAUAUAUAUGUAUAAUGUAUAUAUACACACGUACACACACACACACACACACGCGCGCGCGCGCGCGCGAAUAAUUGUUAAAACAAUUACUAAUUUAUGGGACCCAAAUCGACUAGGUAUUGUCUUAUAUUCUUAGUGUUCCUAUUUGAUUUUAAAAUAAUUUAAAAUUUAACCCUUUAUGAUUUGUUGCUUUUAUCUGACCGACUAAUUGUAAGACUGAACACGGAUAGUACAAUAUGAUUUAGAAGCAAAAGAGAACAAUGGGUUGAUAAAAAAAUCUGAAUAAGAGUCAAUUUGAUAGAGUAAUACGAGCCGAAUGCAACGUUGUUAUAGCGAAUAUACUUGUACGUAUCCACACACACGAGCAACAGCUCAAUAUUCUUAAUUAUAUUGAAUCAUGUUGCUCAGAAAUGUACACGAGUAUAUUUGCGCUCUCUAACAAUUUUACUCGUUUAUUUAUCAAAUUGAGACUGAUUUAAUAUAAUAAUUACUUAUAUUGUAAUUUAACUUAAUAAUAAAAGAUCUUUAG
Molecule: messenger RNA, 5556 nt
Organism: Temnothorax curvispinosus
Lineage: Eukaryota; Metazoa; Arthropoda; Insecta; Hymenoptera; Formicidae
Product: tyrosine-protein phosphatase non-receptor type 7-like
Exons: 8
Coding region: 2459-4180 (573 amino acids)
Biological process (GO): protein dephosphorylation
Molecular function (GO): protein tyrosine phosphatase activity
Source: RefSeq, a predicted model, not a curated record